GUUCUAUCGCCCUGAUAGAGUUUCCCGGGGCCAGAACAUCAGAAGGGCGCUGGAACCCUGGAAGCCUCAACAUGAACCCAAUUGUGACCAACAGCAGCCCCUGCCGCUAAACUCCGCGCACGCGGCCUCCACAGCAGUCCGAACUCCACGGCACCACCAGCCUGUGUCUGAGUCUGAUGAGUCUGACUCCCCACCUCGAGACCACCAUGCAUCAAUUUGUUACUUCUCCCCUCCCCCUCUGAGAAUUGUCAUCAACUGCCAGACUGGACUCGUCGACGCUGUUCGUGCGGCUAGAUAGUAGUUCCAGCACCAGCAUUGAUCUGAUCUCGCGCAUGCACGCGGAUGGCCCACGAGCGAACGAGGUGCACCGCUCAUUCGAAUAUUCGUCAUCAAUCCCCGCCCCCCUCUGAGUCCAACUAAUAAUCACGACGAUUCCUCGGCUCCCUCAUUCGAGGCUCACGAACCAUCAUAACAAGCAACACCGACUCCGUCAUGGCCUUCCAACUACCACCAGGCGUGCAUCCGCCGCCUGCGGCCUCCUUCAACCCCCCUCAGAUCUUCGGCUCCUAUGCCACCGACGCCCUGCCGCAACUUCCGCCAGAUCUCGCGGCCCAAAUGUUCGCCGACUCGCACAACUUCCCCUAUGACGAGUCACAAGACGCCAAGCGUAGACGCAUCGCCCGAGCCUGCGACAUGUGCCGCAAGAAGAAGAUCAAGUGCGACGGUAAAUUGCCCAGCUGCACCCAGUGCAUCAACUACAAAGCCGAGUGUGUCUUCACCCAGGUCGAGAAGAAGCGCGCACCCCCCAAGGGCGCCAAGUACAUUGAGGGCCUGGAGAACCGGCUGGGCAGGAUGGAGCAUCUGCUUCGGUUGAGUGGGCUGCUGGCCGAGGGCGAGGAGACGGACCUGGGCGCCCUCGAGAAGAAGCUCGAGGAGCAGAGGAACUCGGAGGCUAGUCGACAAGGAAGCCUUGCCGUGCCCUCGACACCCGCCAGCCCCGCGACCAAGGCCCCCUCUACGACAGCAGCAGAGAGCCAGGCAUCGCCUGCGGAUAACCUCUCACCACUUCCCAAGGACAAGGACAAGGACAAGGAGCAGCAGCAGCAGCAGCCGCCGCAACGGCGCAGUUCGAACGUCCGCACAGCGAGCGUCGAGGACGCUGAGCCGGAGGAGGAUGUCGAAAACUUGUCGGACCUCAUGUGUUCCCUCGUGACGACCCAGUCGGGCGAGACGAGAUACCUUGGCUCCUCCUCCGGGUUUAGCAUCUUCUCCCCCAAGGGCAUACAGUGGGUGAACCAGAAGACCGGCAACGACUCGUUCCGGAACAUGAUCUCGGAAGUCUCCGAAGAUGACCACAAGUGGACAAACUGGAAGCCCGAGGUGUUCAGCGACGUCUUUAGACGACCCGUCUUCCAGCCUCUCCCUUCCAAGGAUGACGCGCUUUCCCUCCUCAAGGACUACUUUGAGAAUUUCAACUGCAUGUUCCCGCUCUUCCACCAGCCGACCUUUAUGCACCUCGUGCAGCGGCAGUACUCGGCUGAUCCGUACCAAGGCUCCGGUUGGUGGGCCAGUCUUAACUGUGCCCUCGCCAUCGCGCACAGACUCCGUGUCAUGAGCCAUCUCGUCCCCCAGGAGGAAGACCAGGUGUCGUGGGGCUACCUCAAGAACGCCAUGGGCGUCUUCACGGAAUUGACGAUGCGUAACACCGAUCUCCUGUCCGUGCAGGCGCUGCUCGGCAUGGCCCUCUUCAUGCAGGGCACCCCCAACCCGCAGCCCAGCACGCUGUUGGUCGCAGCAGCGAUCCGUCUCUCGCACACCAUUGGCCUGCACAAGCGCGGCACCGGGUUCAACUUGAACCCCAUUGAGCUUGAGCAGCGGAAACGCGUAUUCUGGAUCGCCUACAUACUGGACAAGGACAUGUGCCUGCGCGCCGGCCGCCCACCCACCCAGGACGACGACGACAUGAACAUUGAUCUGCCCGACGCCGACCCGGAAGACAACAUUGGCAACAUACCCCUCGCCGACGGCAAGUCCAAGAUGAACAUCUUCCGGACCAUGUGCGAGUUCGCCGUCAUCGAGUCGGAUGUCUACAGGCGGCUGUACUCGACCAAGGCGACCAAGUCGUCUGUCGGCGAGCUGCUCAAUGCCAUUGGCGAGCUGGACUCGCAGCUGGAGGACUGGAAGGACGCCAUCCCCAUUGACUUUCGACCCGAGCACGAGAUCAAGGCCAGCCACACGCCCCUGAUCCUCCACGUCGUCAUGCUGCACUUUGCCUACUACAACUGCCUGACGACGAUCCACCGCAUGAGCGUCCAUCACGGCUUCUGGACGAGCCGGCUGAGCAACUACGCACUACAAGGGCUUAACACCAAGGCCCUCAACCCCCGCGUGUACAGCUCGGCGGCGCUGUGCACGGCCGCCGCGCGCGCGUCCAUCAGCCUCGUCAAGUACAUCCCCCAGGGAGACAAUUCGUGCGUCUGGAUGAUUCUCUACUUCCCCGUGUCCGCGUUGAUGACCCUCUUUGCCAACAUUCUCAACAACCCGCUUGACCCGCGCGCGAAGCCCGACAUUCGCCUUAUGAACCUCGUGGUGAAUUUUCUGAGCAUGCUGGGCCACGAGGCUGAGCAGGGUGGCGUGUACCGCAUGCUCGGCGUCUGCGCCGAGUUUGAGCGCAUCGCCAAGAGUGUCAUUGAGAAGGCAGAGAAGGAUCAGUCGUCACGGCGGAAACGCAAGAAUCACCACAACAACACCGAGAACAAGGCCAAGGCGACGCCCAACGGAGCAGGAGGAGCAGGCAUGAGAGUGCCCAACAGCAGCAAUCUGAGCCCUGUGCAAGCCGACGCGCCCGGUUUCAGUCCCCUCUCCUACGGACCCUCGCCGACCAUGCCAUGGAACACACAGGCGCCGCCACCGCCGGCCGACUUUUCAACGUACCCGACCAACGGUGACUUUGACAGCUUCGCCCAGCAGCAAGGCUUCCCCACGAGCGACUCGCCGGGCAGCAACGGGGGCAUGCAGCAGCAGCAGCAGCAGCAGCCCAUGCAGGGCACGGGGGCGGCGUUCCCCAUGCACCAGCCCAUGCUGCCGACCGACCUCUUCCAGCUGCCGAUGAACUUGGAUUGGGACUGGGCCGAGCUGAGCGGCGGCGCGUACCCGACGGUGGAGAAUGGGAACUUUGGCGGUGAUUCGAUGGGGUAGAUGUAGGCAGCGUCUGGGCAUCAGACGUGGCAUGUAUAUUUUUGUCAGAGUUAAGAAGAAGCUUGUUGUGUGUUCAAGGGUCCUCUUGUGGCUGUGUUCCGUCAUUGACAGCCGGACUCACCACAGCUCCAGCCGGUGUGGUGUCCUAGCGACGCAGAACCGGCGAUCUUCCUGGCGCGCCACUGGCCGUGACAAGAUCCCCCGAGGUGGGAUCGUCGUGCUGCAAAAGAUCGUGCUCGCACCAAGGCAGCA
Molecule: messenger RNA, 3450 nt
Organism: Emericellopsis atlantica
Lineage: Eukaryota; Fungi; Ascomycota; Sordariomycetes; Hypocreales; Bionectriaceae
Product: fungal-specific transcription factor domain-containing protein
Exons: 1
Coding region: 493-3198 (901 amino acids)
Biological process (GO): DNA-templated transcription; regulation of DNA-templated transcription
Molecular function (GO): zinc ion binding; DNA binding; DNA-binding transcription factor activity, RNA polymerase II-specific
Source: RefSeq, a predicted model, not a curated record